UGUGGCGGCUCCCGAGUCUCAGACGCCAGAAUGGAAACGCUCCUCGGUGCGCUCACUGGCACACCUCCCUCUCCUCCUCCUCCUCUUCCUCCUCAUCAUCUUCUUCAUCUUCCUCUUCUUAAUUGCGCAUCGGCACUCCGGCAGCAGCAGCACACUGGGAGUCACGACCACGAGCGUUUGAAGUGAAGAAGUGAGGAUGAUGAUGAUGAGCUCUCUGCGUCUGUGGAGCGACCUGAUGAUGGAUUGAACUUGAACCAUGUUGAAGGCUUUGUUGGAUUCAGAUCUCGGUUUGUGGAAUAUGUUGCAGGGAGAUCUCCAGCGGGGCUGAUGCUGAUUCAUGAAACCAUGACACGUUUUCUGCUCCUGACUGAGGUGAUGCUUUUUGUGUGAAGCUGCUCCAAACUCCGACGCAGAGAGUCCCCCUGAAAACCCGGACUAAAGAGGACUCUGCUUCCCGUUUCUGACAGGCCGCUGAGAAAGACCAAAGACAUCCAUACAACGAUGUAAUAAAAGAUUUCCUGCACACACAUCUGCGAGUGAAUGGAAAUAAACUGCACCGACUCGCAUCCAAGUGCGUCAGACCUGAGCGGACCGCCGUUACGCAUGGAGACAGCUCUGGACUGAGAGGAUUCUUUACCUGUUUAUAUCCCAGUUGAUGAUUUUAACUCUGAUAAAAGAGGGAAAAAAGUUAUUCCACUCCUCCUCAAACAGAAAAUGAGUAGCUGUCUCUUCCGACUGGCACUCCUCGUGGCUUGCGUCCUCUCCAUCCGCUGCACCGCUGCGCCCGGGACCGAGGCGGAGGCGCACACGGCGCCCCGGGAUACCUGCGCGUCCUGCGGCAUCGCUCAGCCGGAGGACCCCGAGUCGGGCCGGCUGAACGUGGACUUCCUAGAGGCGGUAAAGAGGCACAUCCUCAGCCGGCUGCAGAUGCGGGAGAGGCCCAACAUCACGCACCCGGUCCCGAAGGCGGCCAUGGUGACGGCGCUGCGGAAGCUCCACGCCGGGAAGCUGCGGGAGGACGGGAGGGUGGAGAUCCCCAACCUGGACGGGCACCCGAUGAGCAACGAGGUGCUGGAGGAGAGCUCGGAGAUCAUCAGCUUUGCAGAGAAAGAUGACAUGGUGACAUCCAAGUCCAGCCUCUUCUUCCUGAUCUCCAGCGAGGGCAACCAGAACCUGUAUGUGACGCAGGCCACCCUCUGGCUCUACUUCAAGCUGCUGCCGUCUCCGGUGGAGGUGCGUUCACGGCGGAAGGUGACGGUGAAGGUGUACUACCAGGAGCCCGGCCUCAGCAGCAAGUGGAACCUGGUGGAGAAGCGGGUGGAGCUGAAGCGCAGUGGCUGGCACACCUUCAUGCUGACUGACGCCGUCCGGCUGGUGUUUGAGAAGGGCGACCGGCGGCAGAACCUGGACGUGCGCUGUGAAGGCUGCGAGGCGGAGGGUGUCAUGCCCAUCCUGCUCAACCACAAUGACGAGUCCCACCGGCCCUUCCUGGUGGUGCAGGCACGGCAGGCCGACAACACGCACCGCAUCCGCAAGAGGGGGCUGGAGUGCGACGGCAGCAGCAACUUGUGCUGCCGCCAGCAGUUCUACAUAGACUUCCGGCUGAUCGGCUGGAACGACUGGAUCAUUGCGCCGUCAGGCUACUUUGGGAACUACUGCGAGGGGAACUGUCCGGCCUACAUGGCGGGCGUCCCCGGUUCGGCCUCGUCCUUCCACACAGCGGUGGUGAACCAGUACCGCAUGCGGGGGAUGAGUCCGGGCUCCAUGAACUCCUGCUGCAUUCCCACCAAGCUCAGCACCAUGUCCAUGCUCUACUUUGACGACGAGUACAACAUUGUCAAGCGGGACGUUCCCAACAUGAUUGUGGAGGAGUGUGGCUGUGCUUGAGUAUGUUUUAUUCCUGUUUAUUUAAGGUGGAACUGAAGAACUUAACUGUAAACAGAUUCACAAUAUUACAACAACAAAAAAAGAAUAUAGAAACAGAAUAUUUAUGGACGAUGGAAAAAACAUGUGCACACACAACCUCAUCCACACAUAUCUACACACCCUCAUGUAUGCCUGCACAAAAACUUGUAUAUAUAUUUAUGUUUGUUGAUAUAUUUUGUUAUAUUCUCUGGUGGAAGACUGUUUCUGUCUAGUCUCCUUCAAAGAGACAUGAAGAGUUCGCUUCCAAAUCUUUACAAUCAAUAUCCGAAGUUCUUCAUUAAGUAUCUCUAAGAUAGUGAGGAUCUGGUUUGCUAAAGUGUUCAAGACUUACAUUACCUACUAGCCUUUACAAAGCAGCAUCAUUUGAUGUAACGUUCUGCUCUCAGCCACGUUGUUAGAGUCGAUGCCUCUUGUUUAGAAGUGGGUAUCGUGUUUUGGAAUGAAGCUCUUCAUGUAUAGAAAAUAAACCCAACCUUGAACGUCUCCAGAGGAGGUGUAGGGAGCCUUACAUGAGUCACAAAGAAGGUUGGGGUGAUUCAACUAUGCCUCUUUUAAGAACAGUGUGUGCAACAAACACUUGGGACAAGCACUGACAAUGUCUUCACACCAGUCACCAACGUACAGCACUUCUGGCCGGGACUCACAUUUACACUUUGUUCCAUUCACAAUAAAACUGGCUUCAAGCAGAUAUAAACAUUUGGACGCAUUCCAGGAAUGGAUGGAAACAGAGGAACAAAAUCUGUAGAGACUUUUCAACAAGGAUUCUGUUACACUGACGCUGCCACCAAACCAUGAAUUAAUCCUCCACACUGACAGCUAAAGGCAGACUUACCAAUGUGAGGUGUCACACCUGAAAUUCAAAGAAAUUCUAACUGUUUGGGGGGCGUUUCUCUGACCGUCAUUCUCAUCCUUUUUACAUCUCUGGAUUAUUCUCUUUCCAUUAUCUUCAUUGUUGAGUUAACACUGAGGCAUGAUGCUGAAAGCUGGAAAGUUCACCUUCAGCCUAACCUUAACUUCUGAUGGGAUUUCUACACAGCUUACUAAAUGUUGUGGGAUGUGAAAUGAAUUAAAUUUGUGGACUCAAUGUUCAUAUUUCCUUUCUAAAUUUAGGAAUUUGCAGCCUCAAAUUAUUUGAUUAUUUCCCUUGAAAAAACAUCAACUCUCAAAUUACAAAACUGAUCAGAUUAAACCGUCACUAUGAGCUGCUCAGAUUUAAAAACACUUUGAUUUUGAUCUUUAACUGUAAAAUACGUUAAACACAACAGUAACUUAUCUUUAAAGGUGUAUUGCAGCCCACUACAAUCUGUAGAUUUCAUUAGUCAGAAACAACACAAACUAUGUCCAGGUCUGCCUAGUCCAGUCCAUUUACAAAAUCCCAAAUGGACGACUAAAUCUGAUGUACAUUUCAUCAUUUCUGACUUGUUCCAGACAUUCUGACUGGAAGUUUAUAUUAUACGUGACUAGUAAUAACUUGACCAAACUUCCACCCUUCCCUCUUGGUCUUGGUAUCAUUUAAGUUAAAAAGAAUCUUCUUGUUUUCCACAGUUUCGGUUGAACAAAUACUCUUUUAUAGUGUGUGACCAGCACAUGAAGAUGGUGGAACGACCUCACAUUUAUCAGUCUUUGUUAAUGUUUGGAUACUGCAAGCAAAACCUUCCCUCAGCUUCUCCUCGAAGGGGAAAGGGAGGCUCGAUUCCCUCCAGUUUCUCAAAAUCAAAUCAAAUAUUUCUCUCAUUUCAGUCAGUGAAAGUGAAAAGUUGCCAUAUUGCUCAGUUUAGUGAUGGUGCAGCUUCGCACUUCCCGACGCACACUUUGAUAGCACUUGCAGAAUUGAAAUGCCUUUAACAAGCCCUAUGUGGCGCACCAUUGCCCACAGUCCUUCUAAAAGAAAUAAGUGCCGCAUGAGCUAUGCAAUGUAUAGUAUUUACCCAUACACCAGACAAGCUGAACUUAAGCUCUAGUGACAAACUAUCACCUAUACUUGAAAUGUAAGUGUAGCAAGCGGGGGCAGGUUGGGCUUCAGCUGGGAGGCAGGAGAAGACAGCAAGUCUCAACAAAAUGCUGAUGGGAUGGUUAAGUCUGACAGAAAGACCAUUUAUUUGACUCUAACUGCUCCACUUAAAAAUAAAUAAAAGUUUAAAAAGCCUCAGUAUGUCAGUGUAUAACAGCCCUAACACUUCUAACCACAAGUGAUGACAUUUAUGAAAUUCUCACUGUUUGGCUGGUGGAAAAAUAUCAACCCUGUCUUCUAAAAAUGACAGUUACGUACUAUUAAUUGGCUUUGACAAAUACGUUCUGGAGGAAAAUAUAAUUGUUGCUGUUUUUUCCAGUCCACAAACUGCUAGGUUGUUGGACUGGACAGUUUGUUGGGGUGGAUGGUGGGGGGAGAGGACACAGCAGGACUUUGACAAGGUUUCCAUCGUCCGCUUUGGUUAAGGUUAGGAAAAGAUGGUGGUUUUGGUUAAAUAUUGAAAAAUUAAACACAGCCUUUCUGUUGAAAAGGAGUCACGACUGGAAUAAAUGUUGUAUCUACUUUAACUGCAGUGAUAAUGUCAGCUGAAAGUGACAUAUCUGUGACAAAAAUAUCAAUAAAUUAUUAUUAACCACUUCCCCAAGGGGGUCAUGAGAUAAAUUUAAGGGGCUUUGAGAUGAUUAACACGAUUGGAAAGAGUGGAAACAUAUUGAAUUGUUAAAACAGCAGUCUUCCAUUUAUUCUGUCACUCCCAUUAUGUCAUCAUUAAAUGAAAUGUCUGAAAUCUAAAAAGAGGCUAACUGGGGCUAACUUUGACCCAAAUGUGGUGAUUUUUGGAGUCUAAAUGAAAGUGUCCCUGUGGAGUUCCCAUCAUGGCCUGUUUGGCACCGUAACACACUUUGAGACACAGUUUCAGGCCUCAGUCACUUUGACAUCACUUUGAGAUUUUCAGGUUAAACGUUCCAGCGACCUGUUAUUUCACUAGUCUAUUACAUUCUGCUCCCAUUCGUAGGCUUCACCACCAUGAGGUAUACAUUUAAGAGAAAUACCUGAGGUCCACAUACUGCUUAUUAUCUCACCUUUUCCCGCCUCCUGUCCGACACUCGACCUGGACCUUGCUUGCCACUGUAAUCUUUCGCUUAUUCUUCAAAGCGAAUGGUUGUUAGAAUAUUUGCACUGAGGACUUGCGUGACUAGUAAUAAGAAAAUAAACUAAAUAGAAACUGCCAUUGAAUAAAAUAAAAAAAGUUAUUUUUAUAGAAGCAAAAUUGAGCUCUGUUCAAAUGUAUUAUACCUAAUCAUGGAACCAAAGAGGCCAAGAGGUUUAGCUAUUGAAAGAUGGCACUGCCGUCGUGUUUUUGUUGUUGUAAAUUACUUUGACAGUUAAAAGAGGCCUAAACACUGUAUCAGGGUAUAAUAUCAGUCCAUAAUCUGCUUAAUCUCUUUUCUAUUUUGUACCUAGACAUGGAAUAUGUCAUAUUUUUUCAUCAAAUUACUUAAAUAUUCCUAGUUUUCUUUCUUCUUUUUGUUAGCGCUUGUUCCAGAAUCAUUUAGAGUAAAGCACACGCCAUCUGAUCCCUGUACAGUUGAUGUAACAUAUGAAUAUGCUUUUGAAAUAUUUUGUUCUUUGUUAUUGUUGAAAAAUAAAUUUCUUAUUACCAAAUGUA
Messenger RNA from Lates calcarifer (barramundi perch), 5564 nucleotides. Its product is annotated as inhibin beta B chain-like. Gene Ontology annotation, molecular function: cytokine activity; growth factor activity. Gene Ontology annotation, biological process: SMAD protein signal transduction; BMP signaling pathway. Lineage: Eukaryota; Metazoa; Chordata; Actinopteri; Centropomidae. Gene Ontology annotation, cellular component: extracellular region. The record is from RefSeq and is a predicted model, not a curated record.